Molecule: messenger RNA, 1622 nt
Organism: Danio rerio (zebrafish)
Lineage: Eukaryota; Metazoa; Chordata; Actinopteri; Cypriniformes; Danionidae
Source: RefSeq, a predicted model, not a curated record
AGUUAGUUGUAGGUCUUAAAUCAUCUUAAACAGGUCUUAAUUUUCCUUUGUCCAAGUAUAUACCCAGUCACCAAUAAUCCAUCUUAAAACUAAACAUGUGUUUUUAUUGCGCAGAGAUACAAAUCACAGCUGUUAGACAUGUUUACAGCUAAUUCUCUUAAUUAAAUUAAGCAGAGAACGAAAACUAAAGCAUCACAUCCCUUUACAUGAUCUUCUGUAAUACAAAAACUGUUUGAAGUAACUGGGCCAUUACAAAAAAAAUCCUUAGUGUUUAGCCCUGUUUAAGUCUAAAAUUUCGUUCAUAAUGUUCAUAAAAGGGUCUCAAAAAGUCUUAAAUUUGACAAAGAAAACCCUGGAAUAAUAAUCCACCUCACAUUGGACAAGCUACAACUUUAAAUGUUUUUAAAACCUUCUGAAAUCCCAUCAUCUUUCUUUAGCUUUUGAGGUUUCUGAAUGUUAUGGGCUUUGUUUUUAGUGCUCUAGUUGUUUAUGCAAUGUGUGACUUGUCAUUUUAACUAAUGUCGAUUGUGUUUGGGCCGUUUGUACUAUAAAAAUAAACUACUAACGUCACUACUACUGUAGUUUGCCAUUCGACAGCAUAAAGUGCAUUUCAAUGCUGGCAUGAUUUAUUAACGUUGAGUGCUGUGGGCUCACUGCAAACUGACUGAACAGUCUUUACUUCAGCCGGACAGUUUCAGUUGUUUUCACCUGUUGAGUGUAUAUGACGGGCCAAAUUAAAUUAGAAACGAAGCGUCGAUCUCUUUGUAAAAUAAAAUCUCACAUUCGUUCAUUUGCUGGCUAUAUUUCAUUCAUUUAUUCUUUGCUAUGGCUCUUUUGCUGGACCAGCAGUUUGCGCCGCUGUCUGACACCAAAGAAAUCGCCACAAAGACAUUUCUAGAGUCAGUUUCUCACCUGCCGCCUUUUUUCGAUUGCCUUGGUUCCAAGGUCUUUGCUCCAAUUAAGUCGGACAUUAAUGGAAACAUCACUAAAAUAAAGGCCGUCUAUGACUCUGAUCCGGUGAAGUACGAGACUCUUCAGCAGAUACUGAUCAUUGAGAAAAGCAGCUAUGGCUCAGAGUGGCCUAAAGUUGGAGCCACACUGGCGCUUAUGUGGUUAAAGAGAGGCCUGCGCUUCAUUCAGAUUUUACUGCAGAGUCUUGCCGAUGGAGAGAGAGAUGAGGACAAUCCCAAUCUCAUUCGCGUCAACAUCACCAAAGCUUAUGAUCAAGCACUGAAGAGAUACCACGGCUGGAUAGUCCAGAAAGUUUUCAAGGCUGCAUUAUUUGCUGCACCGUGCCGGUCAGAUUUUCUUAAAGCUUUGUCCAAGGAUCAAGAAGUUGCAGAGGAGGAUUGCUUGGCGAAAGUUCGCCAGUUCUUGAUAAACUUCACCGCAACUGUAGAUGCUAUUUAUGAAAUGUAUUCCACAAUGAAUGCUGAACUGGACUACUUGGUUUGAAACUCUAACAGAUGUCAGUUUAGAUGUAGAGUUAUGUUUGUUUGUACAGUAGCUAUGUUUCCAGCCGCCUAUUUUUAAUGCUCAUUUUUGAAUGUCGUUUUGACAAAAAUGCUUAAUUGAAAUGCCAAAAUGUGCAAUAAAAAUAAACUUUAUCUGAUGAUAAAAAA